Racocetra persica is the source of this 454-nucleotide messenger RNA. Lineage: Eukaryota; Fungi; Glomeromycota; Glomeromycetes; Diversisporales; Gigasporaceae. The record is from the annotation of a GenBank genome assembly.
UAUCUUAGAAGACCCGCUGCACAUAACAAAGAAUACCGUCUUGACCAUUUAUUAAAGAAAAAGGCACAUGAAGGUGUCAAGAUUUAUGUUGUUUUGCACGAUGAGGUCACGGCCCUUAUGUAUUUGAACUCUAGACAUGCUGAACUGUUUAGACAUGCUGAAAAUGGUUUUUUUGCAAAUGUCGAAUGGGGAUUUCAUGCUCUUUGGAAUAGUAUUUUUCCGAAUGCUGAAUCUAUUAGACAUCCAGAUAAAGAUCCUGUCGCAUAUUGGACUCAUCACGAGAAAAUAAUAGUCAUCGAUAGAAGUACGGCUUUCAUCGGUGGAUUAGAUCUGUGCUUUGGUCGGUAUGACACACAUGCUCACAAAUUAGCAGAUUUUCCGAAAUUCGCAAAUUUUUCUGAAGUUUGGCCUGGUCAAGAUUAUAAUAAUGUCAGGAUUAAAGACUUUGUCGAAG